Molecule: messenger RNA, 1422 nt
Organism: Thyridium curvatum
Lineage: Eukaryota; Fungi; Ascomycota; Sordariomycetes; Thyridiales; Thyridiaceae
Exons: 2
Coding region: 1-1422 (473 amino acids)
Biological process (GO): vesicle fusion; exocytosis
Cellular component (GO): plasma membrane; SNARE complex
Molecular function (GO): SNAP receptor activity; syntaxin binding
Source: RefSeq, a predicted model, not a curated record
AUGGGAAAGUUCGGGUUUGGCAGCAAGUCUGGCGACGCCGACGAAGACUCGAAUCGAUCAGGACUUUUCGGACGGAAGAAGUCAUCGCAGGCUGGCCAGAACACUCAGAGCGACAAUCCAUAUGCUCAGAACUCUGCCGGCGACUCUUAUUCCGGCCCGAUGACGCCCUACCAGGAAGUACGGGCCCGGCAGGCUGCUGGUCAGCGUCCCGGAGUCGGUCUGCCUUCCGGUCCUCGUGCUGGUGCUGGCGGCCCUCCACCUCCAUAUAGUUCCCAGCAGGCGCAGCAGUCAACUGGAUACGCCUCGGAAAAAUAUGGAAGACCUGGUGGCUACGGAUCUAAUCCGUACGCCGACAAUGCUGCUGCUUUCCAAGCGAACCGACAAAUCUCUACUAGCAAUCCCUAUGCAGCGUCAUCUUCUCUGUCGAAUGGCGCUCAACGCAGCGGAGGCUAUGGAGGAUUCGAAUAUACCAACAAGGAUGAUCUUUUCGGGGAUGCCCAAGCGAGGGCCGCCAAACAGGUCGAAACUGCUACCACAAAUGGGUACGGUACAGGUUCCGCGGCCGGAACUACGGGGCGUUACGGUGAUCCCGGCACAUAUGGAGGUUACGGAGAACAGCGGGAGCUGACUGAGGAGGAGAGAGAGAAGGAAGAACUACGUGCCAUGAAGAACGAGAUCCGGCAGGUCAGGAAUGAGUCUCAUGCAACCAGCAACAGGAUUCUGGAUCGGAUGGAUCAAAUCAUUGAUCAAGCUGGCUCGACCCUCACUACACUGGCUGGCCAGAAUGAACGUCUUGCCAACACGGAGAAGAAUCUCGACAUGGCAUCGAUCCACAAUCGAAAGGCAGAAGAAAAGACUCGAGAGUUGAAGCAUCAAAAUCGAAGCAUGUUCGCCGUUUCUGUGGCAAACCCGUUCAAGUCAAAGCGGCGGGCUGAAGAGCGCGACCAGAAGCUACUGGACCAGCACCGGUCCGACAGAAACCAGCGUGAAGCCACCCGCCGAGAAGCCUUUGCUGUCGAGAAGCAAAUGGAAGACACAUUCCGAGAUCUGAAAGAGAUGGAUCGGCGAAGUCAAGCAACUAGUGAUUCACUUACUGUCCGAAGAGCGGCCAAUAACGCUAAGUUCCUUAUGCCCGAAAGCGACGACGAGGAUGGACCAACCGGACCCCGAAACGGUCCUGGUCCAACCUCUGAUACUGGUGCAAAGGCGCAAUUCGCCGAGGAGGAUGAACAGAUUGAAAAUGAUAUUGACGCCAAUUACGAAAAGAUGGAAGUUGGAAUGACGAAGAUCAAGGCUCUCGCCAUUGCUCAUAAAGAGCAGGUUGAGCACUCGAUUGAGACUAUCGACAGAAUCACAGCAAAGAGCGACGCUGUCGAUGACGGGAUCCGCAUGAACAGGAUAAGGCUCAAGCCCUACGAGUAA